UAGUCCUGGAGAUGAAGGUCGUUCUGGUCACUGGUGGAGCCGGUUACAUUGGCUCCCACACCGUUCUCCAGCUCUUGCUCGCCGGUUUUAAGGUCGUCGUCGUCGACAAUCUUAAUAAUUCUUCUGAGGUUGCUAUGCACAGAGUCAGGGAGCUCGCCGGCGAAUUCGGGAGUAAUCUUUCCGUCAACAUGGUAGAUCUUCGGGACAGAGCUGCACUCGAAGAAAUUUUCGCUUCCACGCAAUUUGAUGCUGUCAUACAUUUUGCUGGGUUAAAAGCCGUAGGUGAAAGUGUGCAAAAACCAUUACUUUAUUACAACAACAACUUGAUUGGAACGAUCACCCUCUUGGAAGUCAUGGCUGCCCAUGGAUGCAAGAAGCUUGUGUUCUCAUCUUCAGCAACUGUAUAUGGUUGGCCUAAGCAGGUUCCAUGUACAGAAGAGUCUCCACUAUCUGCAUUGAACCCAUAUGGACGAACCAAGCUUUCCAUUGAGGAAAUGUGUCGUGAUAUCUACCAGGCAGAUUCCGAAUGGAAAAUGAUAUUGCUGAGAUACUUCAACCUAGUUGGUGCUCAUCCGAGUGGUUAUAUUGGUGAGGAUCCUCAUGGAAUUCCAAAUAAUCUCAUGCCAUAUGUUCAACAAGUAGCAGUUGGCAGACGUGCCGCAUUGACAGUAUUUGGAAAUGAUUAUAAUACAGUUGAUGGCACUGGGGUGCGUGAUUAUAUUCAUAUUAUUGAUUUAGCGGAUGGGCAUGUAGCUGCAUUGCGUAAACUAGAUGAUCCUAAUAUAGGUUGUGAGGUGUAUAAUUUAGGAACAGGAAAGGGAACAUCAGUUUUAGAGAUGGUUAAAGCUUUUGAAAAGGUCUCUGGAAAGAAAAUUCCACUUGUGAUGGCUGGUCGGAGGCCUGGUGAUGCUGAAAUUGUCUAUGCAUCAACGGAAAAAGCAGAGAGAGAACUUAAUUGGAAGGCAAAAUAUAGCAUUGAAGAUAUGUGCCGUGAUCUAUGGAAUUGGGCAAGCAAAAACCCUUAUGGCUAUCAAUCACAAGAUUCCACCAAGCAAAGCUAAUUGUCAAUUAUAUGGAUGCUGACCUCUUCU
Molecule: messenger RNA, 1091 nt
Organism: Neltuma alba
Lineage: Eukaryota; Viridiplantae; Streptophyta; Magnoliopsida; Fabales; Fabaceae
Product: UDP-glucose 4-epimerase GEPI48-like
Exons: 9
Coding region: 12-1061 (349 amino acids)
Biological process (GO): galactose metabolic process
Cellular component (GO): cytosol
Molecular function (GO): UDP-glucose 4-epimerase activity
Source: RefSeq, a predicted model, not a curated record